Molecule: messenger RNA, 1005 nt
Organism: Fusarium redolens
Lineage: Eukaryota; Fungi; Ascomycota; Sordariomycetes; Hypocreales; Nectriaceae
Exons: 1
Coding region: 1-1005 (334 amino acids)
Source: RefSeq, a predicted model, not a curated record
AUGGCUUCAAUGACGCAGAAUGGGGUAACUUCUUUCCAUGGCACCACAUAUACCAACGGCGUUGUGUCGGCAACGCUCCUGGCGCCCAAUCUUGAGUUGAGCUUCUGGGGCGGAGUCAACCCUAAAACGGGUGAAGUCAUCGAUCGAUUCCAUCUACUAAGUGGACGCCUUUUAAAAGAUACUAUCUUGGCUAUCACCGGUGGGAGGGGAUCGUGCGGUGGUAGUGUGAUCAUGAUGGAAUUGAUCCUCAAUGGGCUUGGUCCUAAAGCUCUGAUUUUCAAGCGACGAGAAGAGAUCAUUACACUUGGGGUUAUUGUUGCUGAAGAAUUCUUUGGCAAGACAGCUCCGGUAAUUGCAUUGAGGCCAGAGGACUUCCGCCAAGUCCUAGGUUGGAAUGGCACUGCUGUUUAUAUUCAUGGAGACAAAGUCUCAGAUAGUCCUUUACAAUUAAACCCUCCAGAGCUUAACCGCGCUAUUUUCGAUAUCAGCAGCCUUGAAGUUCAACUCUCCGACUUCGACAAGGCUACCAUCGAGGGUGCCAACGGAGAGGCCACGAGGAUUUCCAUAAAGGUUCUAGCUCGGGUGACUGACAUUAUGGGCGCCCAGGAGAUGAUGUAUGUGAGCCAAGCCCAUGUUGAUGGUGCCUGGUACGGCCCAGGAAGCGUCGCCUUUGCCAAGAGACUUCGGGAUUGGGGUGGAAGGUUUCGCAUUCCUUCCACUAUUAAGUCUCUUAAUAUUGACCAGCGCCGCUGGAGAACUCUGGGGAUCGAUACAGAGCUUGGCUCAACUUGUGAUGAGUUGACACAUGCCUUCCUCGAUAUGGAUGGCAAGGUGUCGUUCACAUGUGGCCCCUAUCUACUCGAGACCGCUCCCAAGCUAGGGGACUCUAUCGCUUGGGGAGAGUCCAAUGCUGUCAUCUAUGCAACAGUUGAAACUCACGACUGCCCAAAUCUAGGUUACAUAGACCAGAUCAAGUCACUUGAAACAUGCUUUGAGCUGACUUAG